AUGUGCUGGUACUGGGUCGGUUUUCUAGCGCUAUUGGCAGCAUUUGUGCAUGGCCAAGAUGUGGAUGAGUUUGACGUCAAUAAACCUCAGGUAACAACGACCUCUACUGGACAAAUGAUGCCUGCAAGGGAUUUCGUCACUUUGGCCAAAGCGUUCAUCCCCUUCCAGAACCCGGACAGCUUUGUGAUUGAAGCUAGUAGCUGGGGCUUUGGCGUCCUCUCUGUAGUGCUCUACAUUGUCGGUAAAGCACACAACCGUAAAAUUGCGGACAAGUGGCUGGAGGAAGCAGAGCCGGUGCUGCGAACCCAAUUUUCAUACACGGGGUCCUCGGUAGCAAACGGCAUGGGUCUGAUCGAAGAAAGUCGAAGCAACUUCAAGUACUUUUGUACAGGCCGGCGCUUCUUGACGCGAUUCGUUGCUGACUUGGAGUUGAAAGCUCGUCACAACCUCAUCUCUUGCAUGUACGGCCUCAUUGUUCCGACGUCAGACUUCUUGACGAUCGACGUUGGUCUUCGCGGAGAGGAAGUGGACCCUUUUAUCCUUGGUAUCAGUAAGAAGCUGGGCUUCACUGCGUUGUCCAAGAUUUUUGCUGAGCUGAUUGAAACAGCCAAGCAGAUUCCGGUUAAGGAGGUGCCUGAGUCGAUGUGGGUUGUUACGGACUGCACCGAAAUUCCUAAGGCUGCUCUAACGCACUCCGUACUGGCGUCGCUUAAAGAGCUGGAAGACUUUCUCGAAUACAUUGUGAUCACUGACAUGAAUAAGCUGCCUAUAAUCGGUAUGCCAAAGUCGCAAAAGCACAUCCUACGAGCUCGCUUUAAACUCCAGGCGGGUUCAAAGACGUUAGACACGUCGAAGGCGCUCCAGCUCAUAUUUACCCUGCUUGAUGGUGCUGGAGGCUCUAUGAAGCUGUCACCAAACGCAAAGCACAGCGCGAUAAAGAGACGUUUAAAGAUCGAGCAGGCUGUCGAGGCCCUUACUUCCGCCCAGGAAAAUGGUGUCGCCACUCGCCACGCAGAACUCAACGAGAAGAAGAAGAAAGAGUACGAAUCUCUGCCGUACGAUGAACAGCAGAAAAUUGACGCAAGGAAUGACAAGAGGGCUACUCGCAAGCGUUUCAAUCGCAAGCAAUCGGAUCAAACGUCUUUUAUUUCAGCACGUAGGGCUAGCGGUUUUUGUAUGUGGACCACCUGA
This is a messenger RNA of Peronospora farinosa, 1191 nucleotides long. The record is from the annotation of a GenBank genome assembly. NCBI's taxonomy places the organism in Eukaryota, Oomycota, Peronosporomycetes, Peronosporales, Peronosporaceae.